Molecule: messenger RNA, 657 nt
Organism: Cylicocyclus nassatus
Lineage: Eukaryota; Metazoa; Nematoda; Chromadorea; Rhabditida; Strongylidae
Source: the annotation of a GenBank genome assembly
UAGCUACUUCGAAAUUAUGUUUCAGAGGGUAAAAUGGCGCCGCGAGGCAACCAGAUGUUGGGCAAUGCCCAUUUCCGCAAGCAUUGGACAAAGCGAAUAAAGACUUGGUUCAACCAACCCGGCCGCAAGCUUCGAAGACGUGAAAAUCGCCAGAAGAAGGCUUUAGCCAUAUCUCCUCGUCCAGUCGCUGGUUUGCUGAGGUCUGUUGUUCGUUGCCCGACUCAACGCUACAAUCGCAAAGUAAGGCUUGGCCGUGGCUUCACUCUCGAAGAGCUCAAGGCAGUAGGCAUUGGAAAGCGCGAGGCUAGAACCAUUGGCAUUGCUGUCGACUACAGAAGGACAAACAAGUCUCUUGAGGGUCUCAAGGCCAAUGUAGAGCGCCUGAAGGAGUACAAAUCCAAAUUGAUCCUCUUCCCCAAGAAGCUCAGCGCUCCACGCAAGGGAGAUAGCAACCCAGAAGAACUCAAGGUCGCCGCUCAGCUCCAUGGCGAUAUCUUGCCAGUAUCCAACGUCAUCGAUUAUGAAGCUCCACGCGCCAUCAAUGAAGCCGAGAAGAAAGUCGAAAUUUACCGCCACCUCAGACGACUCCGUGCUGAUAAGAAGUAUGCUGGUAUCCGUGAAAAGAGGGCAAAAGAAGCUGCCGAAGAGAACAAGUAA